AUGAAAAUGGAAUCAGAAAAGGAAUGGGAUGUAGAACAAUACAAAAUGGAGCAUGAGUGUGACGAGCACUGGGAAUUGAGGCGCCGCUUCCUUCUUGCCCACAAAGAUAGUUUUCCUGAGGAUGAGCUUGUAUGUCUGGCGCAGGUUUUCACAAACAUAGAAUUCUUAGGGUGUCGCUAUCCCGAAGAAACAAUGCAGCUUGUAGCCGAAUUAUCUCAAGAAAUAGCUGCAGAUUAUCGGGAGAAGCAAAAAAGUAAAUUGCAACGAACCUUUAUUAAGGCAUCCGAUGCUGCUGGCGCAAAGGCCAAAGGACUAAUUAUAAGUAAACCGGAUUAUAGUGGGAAUAAAUCGGAUAAUUCAUCGAAAAUGGUCGGUGCCCAGGAUAGGUUCUCAAAUACUGAUUUUCCGAUGCACAAAAGAAUUAAAUUUGAUCAUAUUCGUCCCACUAAAAAUCAUCAAAAACAGAGAGCAAAUAAGCAAUUUACAAAUGAUGGCCCAUUUGGCAAUAUCGUUUUGGUUGAACACUCUGAAAACAAAUCUACUGUAAGUAUUCUGACUGAUGCAGUAAAUGCUAGUGGACAAAAUUUGGAAUGGAUAUUUAAAGAAGAUUCAACUGGUUGCAAGUGUGAAAUAAAAAUAAAUUCUAAGACGUUGACGGAAGCAUGUGGGGGAGGGAAAAAAAUAGCUAAAAAAAAUGCAGCAGAUAUUGGUGUGGCAAUACUGAAGAAAUACUAUCACACUAUUCAGGUAAAAAAAUUAUUUCAUGGAGAAUCUGAGAAAGUAGUUCGCACUGAGUCUAUAAGCAAUGCCUCGCCAGUGGAAAAUAUAUUAUCUAAUGAUAACAUAGGACGAAAACUCAUGUUACUUAUGGGUUGGAAUGGUGGUGGUCUUGGAAAAUCUCAACAAGGCAUUGUCAACCCAGUAACGGUUACACAACGGGUUAGUAGAGAAGGGCUAGGAUUGAAGUCAGAGCAAUUCAACCAAAAUAUUAUGAAGAAAAAAUUCCAAACAGUAUUGAGAAACUACUUAAAUGGCGAUACAAGAACUGAUCUAGUAUUUUCUUCAGAGUUUACGAACGAAGAAAGAGCUGUUAUUCAUCAAGUUGCAAGACAGAUGGGAGUUAAAUCACAUAGCCACGGUCCAAAGGAUGCUCGGACUUUAGUAAUAUCUCGUAAAAUAGAUUUAUUCGAACUUGUAGCUGAGUUGAAAGAAAUGGGAGGCUCAACGGAAAAGUAUGAACUAAUUAUUCCAGAAGAAGGUGACAAUCCUACUUAGAGAAAAUCCUGAGUUAUACUACAAACGUAUUUCUUACUUAUAUGCAUUGCUGAUCACAUCCAAUAACAGACUAAGUGUUAUCUUAUCAAGUUUUAGUUGAAGGUUGACUCAUUAUUAUUUUUGAUUUUAUCACUGAAUCGUGUUAUCAGUAAAAAGAAAUUAGACUCAAGCCGAUUUAUAUACAAUAAAUUUGAUGUUAUACUAUCUCCAAGUUGGUGUUCAUUCACUCAAUUUUUCAUUCAAAUAUCCCAAUACGUAUUGUAAUUAUUCUGUGGAUCGCAUGUAUAAAAAUGAUUAUACGAUUAUACUAGCUAAAGUGAUAAUCCUUUACCAAAUGCAGCUUUAUUUUUCAAUAAAAAACGAAUAUUGCAGUAAAAAUAUAUAUUUAUUCUGAGAUGAUUGGCCCGCCACCAUACAUUCCAUCAUGAUUAUAUCUCUUUAUUUUAAUUUUUUAAAUAAUCCGUAGUUUUGGCAUUCAGUAGAAAGUGAUGUUCUAGUGCCCGUAUCAGGAAAGAUCAUUCAUUCUUACCGACAGCAAUAUAUUGUUAAUAUACUAGUCACUCAAGCACAACUUAUCUUGUUAUUGCGAGGUUGUACUUGUAUUUUUUUCGCGAUAUUUCGGCACUUUUAAAAACUGAAAUUAUCGUUGUGCUAUAGCAGGGUUCAAUUAAAAUAUUAAUAAUUAUCGUUCAUAUAGCUCGACAAUAUUAUUAUCGAAAUCACUAAAUCUGAUUAGUAAAAUUAAUCCAAGCAUACCUUCUAGAAUAGAAGUAUAGAAUAAUUUACGGAAAAAUUCUAAUUUAACUGAAACGUUUAUUGUCAGUACUUUGUAUAUAUUUGUAUAAGUGUUUAGUCAAAAUUUUUCGUUAAAUAAUGUUCAAGUGAGUACGAGGUAUAGUAAGUAGAAUUAUAUGGAUACUUUCAAUGCGUGCGUUAUAAUUUAACUGUAGUAUAAUAACUGAUAGCUAAUUGUAAGGAACAAAAAUAUCAGUCGUAAUCCGUUUUUGAGCAAUUUCAGUAAUGAGGUAAAUGUAAAAAAUUAUUGACACACACUUACACAAUCAUGUUGAAACAUUAAGUUACAAUGGAAUGUUUACCAAGAGAUGAAACGAUAUCACAAAUAUCUUCUAACUAUGAAUCUAUUUAAAAAACUUGAAAUUAAUUCAUUUACAAAUUUAGAUUAAAAAAUGAUGUACAUAAAAUUGAUUUACUCAUUUUAUUUUGAUAUGUACGCCUUUCCUUUAGAAAAAUUUUUGAUCUACAUAAAAUGUAAAUGAUAAAUUAGCAUUACGAUGCGGAAACUUUUUUUAACCCCCAAUUGUUAUACAAUAAUUUUUUAAUUGCUUGUAUGCAAUUCAUAAUUUACAGUAAUUUGCUCUCCAUUCUCUUUGGGUAACUUAGGAAAGAAAAUGUAAUGCGUUUAUUGCAGUAUAAUUCACUUGGCAAUAAAUUUCUUGACAUACAUAUUAAUAAUCUGAUUUACAAAUUCGCUAUGUAUAAAUUAAUCAGUAAUACGGGGCGGCGAAAAUUUUGUUCGAAUAAAAUUCCUUGUUUUCCCAUUAAAAAAUUCAGAAUUCCCUGCUCUCUUCCCUUGAGCCUUUGAGUAAUGUUGGGUAGCUUUUAUUACUACACAUCCAGAAAUUGUGUGAAAUUUGAGUUUGAAACCACCUAAUAUUGCUUCAUUUCAAUUCAGUUCAUAGAAUUUGAAUAGUAAUUUCCGAAAGUUAGCUUAGCUGAAUUUACGAAGCAUGGUUGAAGUUUGAAAAUAAUUUAUAAAGAAAGUACGUUUUUCCCCGUAGUUCAUCCUAAUUCUCUGACUUUUCCCGAUACACGAUUUCCUAACUAUUCCCGGUUUUCUUGAUCUAUUGCCACCCUGGUCAUAAUUCAGAAAAUUACUGUGAAAUUUAUAUCAGGGAGUACAUUGUAUACUUCGUAAGCAAUACAUUCAAGCUAAUUUCAAUAAAUAUAGAUGCAAAUUAGUAGAUAAAUUUUGCUUGUAUCAGAAUUGCUUGUAUGUAUUGUAAUAAAAGGAAAAGAAAGGUCUGUCUACUUGAAUCAUCUGCAAUAGUAUUUGCGGAUUUGUAGAUACUAUACAUACAUAUGUAUGUCGUGUGUAUACAUGAAUUGUCAAUUGUAAAAGAAUUCAAAUCGAUUAGGUUCUAUAAGAAAUUUGCAUUAGAAUUAG
This is a messenger RNA of Neodiprion fabricii, 3460 nucleotides long. RefSeq names its product NF-kappa-B-repressing factor. The record is from RefSeq and is a predicted model, not a curated record. The transcript has 7 exons. Gene Ontology annotation, molecular function: nucleic acid binding. The coding region runs from base 1 to 1275 and encodes 424 amino acids. Lineage: Eukaryota; Metazoa; Arthropoda; Insecta; Hymenoptera; Diprionidae.